AUGGUGAAAGGCUCGAGUAACCGCAGGCAACACUCUGCCUCGUUGCAGGGACUUCCCUCAAGCCAACACUGCGCGCCAGUCAUCUCAAUACCUUCGCCACCACCGCCUGCUGAAGACCAUGCAUAUCCACCAUCCUCUUUCACAAUUCCUCUGUCGAAGGACGAAGAAUUGGCAGAGGCCGGACCAUCACGCCCAGGAAGCUCAGCAAUUUCUCGUCGACCAGUCCUUUCACGCAGAAGAACUUCCAAGAAAGAAUAUGUCCACCCGUACCUCUCCGGCAACUUUGCGCCAGUUACAACGGAAUGCCCUCUCACAGACUGUCUCUUUGAAGGAACGAUACCGGAGGAAUUCGCUGGCAGCCAGUACGUUCGCAACGGAGGCAACCCACUUGCCAACUCGGAGCGGGACCGCGAUGCGCACUGGUUCGAUGCAGACGGUAUGCUUGCCGGAGUUCUCUUUCGACGCACCCCGAAGGGGACCAUACAACCAUGUUUCCUCAACCGAUUCAUUCUCACCGACCUCCUGCUCUCGACACCAGAGCAUUCGAGACUACCCUACGUUCCCAGCAUCGCUACGCUUGUCAACCCCCACACCUCUGUCUUUUGGUUGCUAUGUGAGAUCAUCCGCACUUUUGUACUGGCUAUGCUCACAUGGCUCCCAGGCCUCGGUUUGGGUGGCAACCAGAAACUCAAGCGCAUCAGUGUAGCUAACACGAGUGUGUUCUGGCACGAUGGAAAAGCUAUGGCUGGAUGCGAAAGUGGACCACCUAUGCGGAUCAUGCUACCUGGUCUUGAGACCGCUGGGUGGUACACGGGAGAAGAAGACAAGGAGAAGGAAACAUGUGAUAAGAAUAGCGGCAACAGCUUGACUAGUUCCUCAUCGAAAGGAUUUGGCGGAGGCCCACCAAUUGUCAGCAUGCUUCGCGAAUUUACCACAGCGCAUCCCAAAAUCGACCCAAGGACGCAGGAGCUUCUUCUCUACCACAUGUGCUUCGAGCCGCCGUAUCUUCGCAUCAGUGUCAUCCCUGCAUCACAAUCGAAGAAAACGGACCUGCCGGCUCAUGCCAAGACAAUCAAGGGUAAGGCAGUACGCGGUCUCAAACAGCCCAAGAUGAUGCACGACUUUGGCGCCACCGCAACCCAAACCGUGAUCAUCGACGUACCGCUCUCGCUCGACAUGAUGAACCUCGUCCGCGGCAAGCCGAUCUUGCACUACGAUCCUUCUCAACCCACCCGCUUCGGAAUUUUGCCUCGAUACGAACCGGAGCGAGUGCGUUGGUACGAAAGCGCGGAGGCUUGCUGUAUCUACCACACGGCGAACAGUUGGGAUGACGAUGGCAAGUUUGACGCUUCUCACGAGCACGCUACCCGGUCAGCCAUUCGCGGCGUCAACAUGCUCGGGUGCCGGCUCAAUAGUGCGACGCUCGUCUACUCUGCAGGUAAUUUGCUUCCACCAUCGCACGUGCUACCACCUCCGAACUGCCCUGAGAAAUGUCAGCUCUACUACUGGCGUUUCGACCUAGAACAUGCCGAGACCAACACGAUCAGUCACGAAUUUGCACUGUCGGACAUUCCCUUUGAGUUCCCCACGAUCAACGAGGACUAUUCGAUGCAGCAGGCAUGCUAUGUUUAUGGUACCAGUAUGCGCGAUGGUACAUUUGAUGCUGGGUUGGGAAAGGCUGCUAAGAUCGAUGCGCUGGUUAAAUUGGAUGCGCAGGCGUUGAUACGUAAGGGCAAGGCGAUGUGGAGCCAGGGUCGAUUGAAGGCUGGAGACAGUGUGGACACGAGGACGGUGGAAGAGGUGUUGACGGCUCAGCGAGAUGGAAGUGCCUCGCCGGAAGAUCCGAUAAAGAUCUUCGAGAUGCCCAGAGGGUGGUAUGCGCAGGAAACCACCUUCGUCCCACGUCGUAGCAGUACAAAUGAAACAUCGCAAGAAGACGAUGGUUGGCUCGUCUGCUACGUGUUCGACGAAGCGACCGGUCUUCACCCAUCCACAGGCGAAGUUCUUCCUGGCGCCUCCAGCGAGCUGUGGAUCAUAGACGCAAAGCUCAUGUCCCGCGUCGUUUGUCGCAUCAAACUCCCCCAGCGUGUACCCUACGGUCUUCACGGAACGCUGUUCACUGAAGAACAGAUCGCUUCGCAGAAACCCAUCGAUCCAUCCCAGGUUCGCAGCUGGGCUUUGUCGAUCAACCUUGCCGAUCCCUUCUCGUCGUCUGCGUUGGGCUCAACGGUGUACAGCGCUGCGGGUAAAGCUGCGACGAGCAAAUUCAAGAACAGAGAGGAGACAUAUGCUGCCUUCAUCAAGGAUCCAAUCCGCAUUGGCGCUUGGUGGGUCAAGCGCAACAUCGAGCUGCUGAUUGCUUAA
This is a messenger RNA of Mycosarcoma maydis (corn smut), 2364 nucleotides long. RefSeq lists its product as uncharacterized. NCBI's taxonomy places the organism in Eukaryota, Fungi, Basidiomycota, Ustilaginomycetes, Ustilaginales. The coding region runs from base 1 to 2364 and encodes 787 amino acids. Gene Ontology annotation, biological process: carotene catabolic process. The record is from RefSeq and is a predicted model, not a curated record. The transcript has a single exon. Gene Ontology annotation, molecular function: carotenoid dioxygenase activity.